Messenger RNA from Austrofundulus limnaeus, 906 nucleotides. It is a transcript of the gene fra10ac1, whose product is annotated as FRA10A associated CGG repeat 1. NCBI's taxonomy places the organism in Eukaryota, Metazoa, Chordata, Actinopteri, Cyprinodontiformes, Rivulidae. Gene Ontology annotation, biological process: dephosphorylation. Gene Ontology annotation, molecular function: phosphatase activity. The record is from RefSeq and is a predicted model, not a curated record.
UUCAGGCGUCAUAAUCAAGCGACGGUCUUUUCAGUUUGUAAACAUUUGCUAUUUUUGAAGCGCCGUGCCCUGCAGAAACAGAUACAUCCAUGGAGGAUCUUGUGAAGGUCCAUGGCAGUGGUGGCUAUGACUCUGACUUCACUGAUGAUGAUGAUGAUGGCCAGGGAGGGUCCUCAGAGAGCGCUCUUAAAAGAAAAAGGGGGCAGGAAAUCUUACAAAAGCCUUUUCAGAAAGACCGRCAUUCCAAAGUGGCUCACCGCAGUUUACACCUUAAUGAAGUGGACAGAGAGGAAGCCAGGAACAGAAGAGCCCAUAUCAUAUCACUUAAUGCUUUUGAGCGACAUAAGAAGUUUGUCGGUGACUACAUUUUGUAUUAUGGAGGACAGAUGGCUGACUUCAGACGCUCUGCAGCUAAAGACAAAACAGAUCUGGACRUGCUGCGUGACAAUCAUCGCUUCCUCUGGAGGGAUGAAGACGAGGAAGACAUGACAUGGGAAAAAGAACUUGCCAAGAAGUAUUACGACAAGCUGUUUAAGGAGUACUGCAUAGCUGACCUCAGCAGAUACAAGGAAAACAAGUUUGGUUUUCGUUGGCGGACUGAGAGCGAAGUUGUGUCUGGGAAAGGUCAGUUCCAGUGCGGGAACAAACGGUGUGAAAAGGAGGAAGGCUUAAAAAGCUGGGAGGUGAACUUUGCCUACGUAGAGCACGGGGAGAAAAGGAAUGCUUUGGUCAAACUCAGACUGUGCCCUGAAUGCUCUUUCAAACUCAACUACCAUCACAAGAGAAAAGAGGUGAAGGCAAAGCCAAAAACGAGGAUAUCGGAGGAGAACCAGGAGCCGUUAAAGAAGAAGAGGAGUAAAAAGAGGAAGAGAUCAUCGUCUCAUUCUAAGAAACACAAGCGGAAAA